This is a messenger RNA of Candidozyma haemuli, 2277 nucleotides long. It is a transcript of the gene DSL1, whose product is annotated as Dsl1p. The transcript has 2 exons. Lineage: Eukaryota; Fungi; Ascomycota; Pichiomycetes; Serinales; Metschnikowiaceae. The record is from RefSeq and is a predicted model, not a curated record. Bases 1 to 2277 code for a protein of 758 amino acids.
AUGUUGGCUCAACGCCUAGAAGAAUCAACAAAACAGCUCCAGUCUGUGGAUACUUGGAUCGCCCAGUUUGCCCAAUCCAUCAAGCCCUCAGACCUUAUCGCCCAGGAUGUGCCUGAAUUCCAUAACAAGACGCUUCUACAGCUAGAGCAGAAACACCACGACUCAGCUCUGGCAGUAAGUCACCUUAAGCUGCUCUGGAUUGUGAAAAACUUGAUCCAUGAGCUUCAAGUACUGUUUGACCCUUUGGAAGAAGGUGGAUACGUUUGUGAUAUUACUGAAUUGGAGGGGAUCUUACAGAACAUCAAGAGCUUGAAGAGUAAGAUGGGACCGUUCGUGAAGGGGAACUUUAUUAUUGGCUCGACGCUUCAGGAGUCUUACGAUGGGAUAAUUGAGUCGUAUCAGAGUCAAUUGGACGUGUUGUUUGGUCAGCAUGUGCAGCUGAAUGAUGGUACGUUUAAGGUGGUUACGGUGGUUUCUGUGAAUGAACAGGAACACCUGCUUCGGGACUUUUUGAAGGUGGUGGCUGAUUUUGAGAGUUUUACGGGGCAAAGUGCUGUCACGGAGAAACUCAACGAUUUGAAGCCGUUGUGGGAUAAAAAGCUCUUGGAUCCACUUGUCAAUAAGAAGAAGUACCUUCUGCUUGUUCCUGAACUGGAUACUGAGUUUAGUAUUGAACUUGCCGAUGCACUUCCGCCAGCACAGUUUCUUUCGCCUUACUACUUUGACUCUGUACGGAACUUUGUUACGUUUGUCAAUUUGCUAGAGAACCAGUCGUUUAAGAACUACUACCUGACCAAGGUUAGUAACAAUAUCGUCAAUACCGUUUCGGAAAGCAUCGAAGGGUUUAUGAAGAAUAGAGACCUGCUUUCUGGAGAGUUGGUGAAAACUAUCGGGUUGGCUUCGGAAUCGGGCUGGAACGUACAGAUCUCCAGAGCAUUGGGUUCUCUUGAUAGAAUCGACAGCAGCAUAAACAGACUCCACCUAGAAUGGGUCACGGAUAAGUACAUCAACAAGCUACGCGAGUACUUCAACGGGUCGAGCUUUUCCAGUGACCUUCGUUCGCUUAAAGAGGUCGAAAUCGAAGUUGAACAUCCACCUGAGCCUGAACCUCAGCCUGAACCUCAACCUCAACCUGAGUACAUUCCAGAACCUGAACCUGAGGAAGAAGUUGACGAUUGGGACCAGCCAUGGGGCUCUGACGAUGAUCAGGCUGCUGAAGAAGACGACGGCUGGGAUCAGGACUGGGGUUCUGAUGAUGGAUGGGACGACGACGAGCCCAAGGCCCCAAAGUCCCCAGUCAAGCCUAAGCGAGCUGCACCAGCCACGCCCAAAGCUCCACAACCAAAACAACCAGAACAACCGCAACAACGUGUUUCUAUUGACAUUGUCACCCGCAGUGCUGUGGUGGAAUCUAUCCGUGGCAUCAUUGAUGAGUAUCUUUCUGAAGUUGGCGACGAAGAUCUCAGUGACAUCCUUUUUGCUGUAUCUGAAUUUGCCCUCCUGUCAUACCCACCACUUCCCCUGCUGUUUUUGCUUUAUAACGACCUUAAAGCUCUUGAGUUUGAGGAAACCACCAGAUUUGCUGAGAUGCAGUGGAAACACACCAGAAUCCAGCUUUUCGGUCAGCUCAAUGCAUUCUUCAGUGGCAUAGAUUUCUCCAACGACGAUAACAUCUCCGAUCCUACAGACGAUUCUACUGGGAUUACUGCUGGAAUCACUCAAUUCAACGAAUGUCUCACCAGACUAGUGGAUUCAGAUAUGGCCAAGACCAACAGAGCCCUUCUUCGAACCACACUUCAAGACUUAUCCAACCAUGCCAACACGUGGAUCGUGAAUGGCAUCAUAUCCUCCAAAGAGAUUACUGAGUUCCAAUGUGAAAAGUUCACCAGAGUGCUUGAAAGUCUAGAUGAAGUUGAGGCCCUUGUGCUUGCAAGAGUAGGCGCUGAAAGCAACCGUUUGGCCACCUACAACAAGCUGAAGCAGGCUAUCAUCCUCGUGAACAACCAUCUUACAGAUAUCAUGGAACAUUUCUACCAAGGAGACUUUUUCGAUUUCUCUACACAAGAGUUGAUACUGGUGUUGCAAAGUGUAUUCAUAACAAGUGAUCUAAGAGAGAAUUGCAUCCAGGAGAUUCUCGAAUCAAGAGCGUCGUUGGUGGUGACAUCCACAGUUUGCGACUCCAAGGAGAUCUUGGUGUCGGUGACGCCGUCCAAUUUUCCCAAGGCCUUCAGCACGGAGUUGGAGCAGCCAGAGCAAGCCAUUUUCACGUUGAAUUGA